AUGAAAAUUAAACCGAAUGAAGAAGAACAGUUUAUCAAGAAGACCGCUGAUAGCAAAAGAUGUAAGUAAGCAGAUUUUCAGCUCAUGUUUUUUGGCUGCAUUCUAUCGAAAAUGUGAUAAAAAGCCCAAAAUGUGUAUCCCAUUUUUUGAAAGAUCUUGCAAAAUUUAAUUGGGUCCAAGUGUGAAGCUCUUCAAUUUUUUGAAAUUUUCUGAUCCGCAUAAGUAUUCAGAAUAAGCCAUAAAGUAAUCUCUGAGAAUUAUAAAUCUACAUUUACAAUAACAGCCGAGAUAUUAAACGGCUUUUCAGCUGGAUAAAGUGCGUGAAAGGCGGAGAGUGGCCAGGCGGAAAGCACUUUUUGGCAAUCUCUCGUAUAUCUUUGCAUUUUCCGCACGAAAAAAAUAAAUUUUUGUUGUGCAAACAAAACAAAACUUUGGGAAUGCUCUUUGCGAGAGAGCAGGCAAAAUGGGGAGAGUGGGUCAGAUAAAAUUCUUUUUUGGGGCACAAGUUUUGAUGAGAAUAGAGCUACUUUCAUCCAAAUUUAUAACAACUUACUGCAAGUUUGAAGGUCGCAUUUGGACUCCCUACCCUGUAAAUCUGAUCUCUUUUUGAUACAUUUUGCACUCUUCAGUUGCCACUAAAUUUUGAAACGACUGCCCUCAGGCUUCAAAAUCAACAGUAUCACUCAUUCCGCAUCCAAUAAUCACAAUAUUUUUCAGCGACUUCAACGCUAAUAACGGCAAUCUUCGUUUUCCUAACUCUGCUCACAGUAUGCACCGUCGCAUUUGCUCUUGUCUCAGCUUCCCACCUUUAUGGAAGAUCCAAACGGAAUAUGAAUUUUGACGACAUCUUUCCGAGCCUUCCUCCACCACAGGAGAGAUCGCUUUCUCGGCAAUCGCGAGCCUUGAAAUUGGAGAAGUCGGUGAAAUGCCUCAAGAUAAAUUGCUUGGCCGGCUUCGACUUUGAUGAGAGGACAAUUCAAACUGAAAUUGAUGUGGAUCUUGGAAGACGACUGUUUGAAAUGGAGCCGAAAGUAAGCAUGUAAAUAGUUGGACAGAUGGACAUCAAAUGAUGCUUAAAGAAGCCGUUUUUUCAGCGGCAUUUCUCGGAUUUUUUGCGGAUCCAUUUUUGAACUUCUGUUUUCAGGAUGAAACCGAGGAAAAAGUUGUGCUCUCCUUCUUAAAAUGCAUGGAAAAUUUAAACGAAAAUAGCGCAAAACACACGUUUUUGGAUGUCUACAAUAAAAUCAUGGAUAUCGAGGAAUUUGUGGACAAACUUAGGUAAAACUUUCGCUAUUUAAACAAAUUAUUUCAAUUGGAAUUUUUAGCGUGGAGCCGAAUAUCUCACUUGCCCAAGGGCUAACUCGAAUAGCACUGAUCUUCUGGAGAGAGCUCGGAAUCAACACCUUUUUUGAGCAUCGAAGUUUUUGGAAUUUCGACCGUGAUGAUCAACAUCGAAGGUUGACAGUGUACUUGAAACAGAAGACUCCGCCAAAACUGGAUAAGAAAUUGGUUAGCAUGGUGGGGAAAGGAGCUCAAGUCACAAGUAAGUUCAAGGAUAGGUUAUAAGAUAGUUUUGGUGCUACGACUUUUCGGGGGUAGCGACAGUUCAGGUCAACGAUAGUCGGCUCGUCGUUGCACUUAUGCAGGCUAGGAGAAGGCUUAUUGUUAGUUAGUAGAAAUACGAAGAUUGAUAGGUCCUAGGAUAGCUUAUUGCCUGUUUUGAGGUAAAUAUUUCACAUCUACUCACAUAAUAAAUGUCAAUAUAAAAGUUACGGGUCUUUGUCUUCUUGCCGUAAAUUAAAUUUUGAUCUUCUAUAGGUUACAAUGACUCAGCGCAAAGAAAACUAACGUCAGUAAUGACUAAAAUUAGAAAAAUUGGACAUAUUGCACUUUUUCGCCAAGUCUCCGCUGAGCCUUCGCCGGGCGUCUGCGGGCCAUCCAACGGCUUUGCCAGGCCUGGUAGAAACUUCCUACAACCUUGUUUUUUUGGUAUCCACCUGCCCUACGCCCCAUAUCGAUCUAUGGGAUAAAUUUUACUGCAUUCUUCUAGCGUGUUUUUUAAAAAUUAAAAAAAAGAUUUCUUACUACAUAUGUAUUAUUGUUGUCAUCACUUCAGACAGAAGAACGGGGGCUACAGAUGUCCUGCAAUUCUUCAAUCAUUCAGCCAACUCCAAGCUUCUCCAAAAACGCUACUCCUCCAACCCGUUGGACUGGAUCGCCCUCUCCGUUGCGGAAGCGAACCAACGAUGGCCAUUUUUCGACUUUGCCGAAUACUUUCAUAAACUCGGCUACCCAAUGAACAACUACGCCGAUGAAGUGGAGAUGAAGUUCGUUGUGGAAUCGGUGGAAUACUUGGACGCAUUGGACGACUAUUUGCAGAAUGCAAAGAAACCGGCGGCCUUUGCUUUUUUGCAUUAUCUUGGGGUGAGAUUUUAUUGGUAGUGAAAGUUUUUACAAAAUUAAGUGAAGAUUGGUUUUUCAUAAGAAGUAUGCAAUAUCAUUUUGCAGAAAAAAUAUUUUUUUAUCAAUUUUUCGCGAAAAUAUUGAGUGAAAUGUCGCUGCGCCGAUCGCGUUGCUGAAUUGAAAAGAAAUUUGAUUUUGCCGCUACACAAUUAAUUUUCUAGGCAGCGUUUUGAGUGGCAAUGCGAUAGAGCGCUCAUUAUUUUUUAGAGAGACUGAUAACCCCAAAUUUGGAGAUAAUUCGAUACUUUUAUUUUGGGUUUACUACAAAAUUUCCAUCAAAAAAGUCCUUUAGGGCAAAAAAUUGGCCAGGAUGUUGCAAAAAAUCUUUCUGACCGCUCUGCACAUUUCGUGUACUGGGACUUCUUACAUAUGUCAUCAAAAUUCGAAAAGUAUAUAAAAAUUUUUAAUCUUACGGCUUUCGUGGACAGAAAAGAUCUCAAUUUGAGCACGCUGAAAUUAUUGGUUUUCCCACAGCUGCCUUUUUUACACAAUUUUUUUGCAGUUCUACACAACUCUAUUCGAAUACAAAGAUCACUAUCUCACGGAGCAAUUUGAAGCCAACUGGAAGAAAUCGCUAAAUGUAAGAGCGUUUUAUAAACUUGAAAUUUCAAUACAUCAUACAUAUUAUUGACCAAAAAGCAUUAUUUCCAGCAAGAUGAAUCUCUUCGUCGAUGUGCUUCUCAACUCCGGCAAUUCUUGCCUGUAGCUGUCUCCAAGAUUUACAUGUCGGAAAUGGAGGAGUCGGAUAAAGAUCUGAUGAUUACUGAAGCCCUCAGUGUCUACAAUUACACACAUUACAAUGAAGUUGCUGACUUUGUCAGAGUAUACGAAGUGAAUCGAGACUUUACGAGGAUAUUUGAGAAAGAGAAUUAUCACAAACGGUUGAAUUAUGACAAGCUGAAUGGGACUUUAUUGGAUACGAUGGUCGAAUUGAGACAGUAAGUAAUCGUAAGUUGGCAAAAAUUGGUGGGGUCUUCGCUUGAAUCACAAAUUUUGGACAUGGUGAUUCUGUGAUUGCAUACCUCACAAUGGACAUCAAAAGAAAAAAAAUAAACAUUUUCGUCCAAAAUUGGCCAAUUGGCAACAAAAGUUUAAUAUUUUUUGACUAUUCGUAGUUUGCGUACUCUCUGACGAAAACUAUUGAAGAUAUUGGCUUCUUUUAACUUAAAGAAUUCACUCUGUCGCGAAAAUAAUGAGCACAAUGUCGUCACUGAAGUGAAGAGCAAUUUUUUUUUGUCGCGACACAGUUUAUCUUCUCGGCGGCGAUGCGAUUUUCGAAUAUAGUGCUCAUUAUUUUCCCGACAGACUUAUAUCUUCUAUCAAAGGACUACAUAUCCAUAUGUACUUACAUAUGAAUUAUCAAAAAAUUUUAUUACAGUGUGCGCCUUGCAGGGGCUGUCGAUUUUUUCUCUCCGACGAGGAAAUACGCAAAAUUCAGAGAGCGGAUUUUUUUGCAAAGCUUGUUUGGCUUUUCAAAAUAUUCAAAGUUGCUAAAAAUUUUAUUUUUGGAAGCUCACGAUUCAUACAACCUGACGACCCCAAAAUACAUAAGGCUUAUGUGACACCCUAAUAUGUAAAGUGGCCGACCUGAUCCAAUAAACGUACCAUUUUGCAUCGGGGAAGAAUCAAAAAUGUAGCAAAAUACCUCCCUCUCCAAGUGAAAAAACUCAGAUUUCAAAAGCGCGCCCGCUGUAUAACAUUUUCAGUUUUCGCUCAUCUCCGAUAUACAUAUCUAUAACAUUUUCAGUUUCGCACAUCUCCGAGACGUCCUCACCCUGAUUCACUCCAACUCUGACGACUAUGUGAGCGAGCUCUCGUACAAGUCGGCCCUCACCGUUCUCCCCGAAUACAUAGCGCAGGAACAGACAAUGUACGUUCCAUUGGGCAUUAUGAAUCUUCUCCAAAACAUCUAUGAUGAUCAUUCCUAUGCUCUGGAUGACAGUACUCGAGUAAGUAAAAGAAAUCGGGCCCAGAGUAAUUUGUACAACACUUUCAGUUCGAGAAAAUGUUGUCGACUCUGAAAUGCCUUAUUCGCAGCAAACGUCGAAAAGGAGAUUUGGACAUCUGGGAGGACGGAAUCAACCGCAAAACUCGAGGGCUUUUGAAGGACCCAAAAUCGAUUCGGCGGAUAAGGUCGUCGACUGAAAAUUGUUGA
Molecule: messenger RNA, 4618 nt
Organism: Bursaphelenchus xylophilus (pine wood nematode)
Lineage: Eukaryota; Metazoa; Nematoda; Chromadorea; Rhabditida; Aphelenchoididae
Source: the annotation of a GenBank genome assembly